This is a messenger RNA of Coffea arabica (coffee), 1179 nucleotides long. RefSeq lists its product as uncharacterized. Lineage: Eukaryota; Viridiplantae; Streptophyta; Magnoliopsida; Gentianales; Rubiaceae. Gene Ontology annotation, molecular function: RNA-DNA hybrid ribonuclease activity; nucleic acid binding. The record is from RefSeq and is a predicted model, not a curated record.
AUGCUGAUCUUUAGAAUCUUUAACUCACAAGACGCUGAGAGGAUCCUGAGAAUUCCUAUAAGCCUAACUGGAAAGGAGGACAGUUACUACUGGACGCACUCGCAGAAUGGACAAUAUACAGUUCAGUCAGGCUAUAAGACAUGGAUGAUGGAAAAGAAUCUGGAAAGUACAAGGAGGAGGGAGGAAACUGGAACAAGCUAUGAAGGGACCAUAUCUAAAAUCUGGAAAACACUAUGGAAGCAAAAGGUAAGCCAGAAGAUGAAAGUUUUCAUUUGGAAGUGCCUGCAUGGUGGUCUCCCUGUGAGAGCAGAACUACACAGAAGAACAAGGCAAGGGAACCCUAUUUGUAUAGGGUGUAGAGACAAGGAGGAAACUCUUGAACACCUACUGAUCCAGUGUACAAAAGCUAAGGAAAUUUGGAAGAUGGCACCGGUGCAGUGGGAUGGAAAUAUGGAGCUGUUAGAUUGCUUCAUAAGAUGGUGGACAGCAAUAAUGGAAGCUCAACAAGACAGAGGAAGGGAGGAUCAGGUGAACCUCACCAUUAAUAUCCUCUGGCAGAUAUGGAAAGCAAGGAACGAUAGAGAAUUCAACUACAAAGAAAGGGAACCACACAAGAUUAUUCAAAGAGCCAUGAAGGAGUGGACAGAGUUUGAUGAGGCAAACAAAGGCAACGUAGUAAGGAAGAACACUCAGGAAACAGAAAUACAGCAACGAACUGAACAAGAGCCUGGGCAAAACGAGAGCCAAACCAGCCUACUGAUCAAGAUCCAUACACAUCAAGACAAAAGACAAGCAAUAGUUGGGAUAGGAAUCACUGCAACUGACUCCUUGGGACAAAUUCAAGCGGGCUGGGCUCUAAGAGAAAGAUUAUCAACUGAGCCAAUACAAGAUCAAGCGGUAGCAGUGAGACUUGCGCUACUAAAUGCGAUCAGCCAAGGAUGGAGCAGUAUCAGAGUGGAGCUCGAUAUCAAGGAGCUGAUGGAGUGUAUAAAAGGUUCGAGGCAAUGCAACCAUAUGAUGGCUACUCUAAUGGAAGAUAUCCAGUUCAUUAGUAAUCAGUUUCAUAAGUGUUCUUUCUCUUUUGCUAAUACAGGGAUAGUAGGCAGUAUUAAAUUGAGCUUGCAUGCUCUAAACAUCUGGAUAGAUGAAGAAUGGGUAAAUCCCACUCUUAGGUGCUAG